CAAGGCUGGCAUUUAAAGCCCAGCUGCCUCGCGAGGGAGGCUGCGCUGUGAGCGGCUCUUUCCCUGCGGCUUGUGCCUUUGCGCUUGGCAGGAGAAGUCUGGCAGCUGGAGCCCGUCAGCCCUCUCCCUUUGGGGAAAGCAAAGCCCCAUUUCUUUGCCAAAUUGCCGUAACAUUGGGUGCAAGCACAGCUGUCCUCGCUGGAAGCUGCACGCUGCAACGGUUUUUUUUUAAUCUUUAAUUUUUUUUUGCAUUAGCCCUAAAAGGCAGGCACGCACACGCACAUUUCUCCCACCCUGCAGCCGGUUCUCAAGGCAGCGCGCAAGCUUUGCUGCGGAGCCUCCGUGGACAGUUGCAGCCCUCCUCGCGCUCUCGUUAUCGCACGGGUUUCGGGGCCAGCGGUUAGCUCUAUUUCACGCGCAACAAAUCUGUCGCUCUGCUGCAGCCGGGGGAUUUCCAAGAUUUAGCUCGCGGAGCAGCAGAGCCGCGCUCCGUUCUGUUUCCCUUUCCCAUUCAUUGGCCAGGAGGGCUCCUCCCCAGGGGCCAGGAUCGGUCCGGCGACGCGCCUCGCCCGCUUGCGCGAUGUUCAGCUGGCUGGGCCACGACGACAGGCGGAGGAAAGACCCGGAGGUCUUUCAGACGGUCAGCGAGGGGCUGAAGAAACUAUACAAGAGCAAGCUGCUCCCGCUGGAAGACUACUACAGGUUCCACGAGUUCCAUUCCCCCGCCUUGGAGGAUGCAGACUUCGACAACAAGCCGAUGGUCCUCCUCGUGGGGCAGUAUUCCACCGGGAAGACCACCUUCAUCAGGUACCUCCUUGAACAAGAUUUUCCUGGCAUGAGGAUCGGGCCAGAGCCCACGACAGACUCCUUCAUUGCUGUGAUGCAGGGCGAUGUGGAGGGCAUCAUUCCUGGGAAUGCCCUGGUGGUGGAUCCCAAAAAGCCCUUCAGGAAACUCAAUGCCUUUGGCAAUGCCUUCUUGAACAGAUUUGUAUGUGCUCAGCUGCCAAAUGCCGUGCUGGAGAGCAUCAGUGUGAUCGACACUCCAGGGAUCCUUUCUGGGGAAAAACAAAGAAUUAGCCGAGGCUAUGACUUUGCUGCUGUCCUAGAGUGGUUUGCGGAGCGGGUGGACCGCAUCAUUCUCCUCUUCGACGCCCACAAGCUAGACAUCUCAGAUGAAUUCUCGGAGGUCAUCAAAGCCCUGAAGAACCACGAGGAUAAAAUGAGGGUGGUGCUCAACAAAGCGGACCAGAUCGAGACCCAGCAGCUCAUGAGGGUUUAUGGGGCCCUCAUGUGGUCGCUGGGGAAGAUUGUCAACACGCCCGAGGUGAUCAGGGUGUACAUCGGCUCCUUCUGGUCUCACCCAUUGCUCAUCCCGGAUAAUCGGAAGCUCUUUGAGGCCGAAGAGCAGGACCUCUUCAGGGACAUACAGAGCUUGCCCCGCAAUGCAGCCCUUCGGAAACUGAACGAUCUCAUUAAACGGGCACGGCUAGCCAAGGUUCAUGCUUACAUCAUUAGCUCGCUUAAGAAGGAAAUGCCAUCCGUCUUCGGCAAAGACAAUAAGAAGAAAGAACUUGUGAACAAUUUGGGGGAGAUCUACGGACGGAUCGAGCGGGAGCAUCAGAUUUCACCAGGAGACUUUCCAAAUCUGAAAAAGAUGCAAGAGCAACUGCAGGCUCAAGAUUUCAGCAAGUUCCAGCCUCUAAAGAGCAAGUUGCUGGAUGCAGUAGAGGACAUGUUGGCCAACGACAUUGCGCAGCUCAUGGUGCUGGUGCGCCAGGAGGAGUCCCAGAGGCCCGUCCAGAUGGUGAAGGGAGGAGCCUUCGAAGGCACCCUGCAAGGCCCCUUUGGGCAUGGUUACGGCGAGGGAGCCGGAGAAGGAAUUGAUGAUGCAAACUGGGUGGUGGCCAGAGAUAAGCCCAUGUACGACGAGAUCUUCUACACACUGUCACCGGUGGAUGGGAAGAUAACUGGGGCCAAUGCCAAGAAGGAGAUGGUGAGGUCCAAACUGCCGAACACAGUCCUGGGCAAGAUAUGGAAACUGUCUGAUAUCGACAAGGAUGGGAUGCUGGAUGACGAGGAGUUUGCUUUGGCCAAUCAUCUCAUAAAAGUCAAGUUGGAAGGUCAUGAGCUUCCCAAUGACCUUCCGUCUCAUCUCAUCCCUCCAUCUAAGAGGAAACUUGCAGAGUGACAGGCUGCUGGAAAGGAAUUGGGGGGGAGGGAGGCUGGGGAGAGGGGAGUUAAAUGAAUAUUCCUAAAUUGUACCUAAUUGAGAUGUGAAGCCAUCUUCUGGCUUACAAUAAUUUUCAGGUGUCAACCUGAUGCAAAACUUUAAAAGUCCAGUACUUUCUCAUGAUAUGCAAUUAAACCUUCCCUGGUGACAUCCUUGCUUCCUAAAGAUAAUGUGUUAAUAAAGUGAUGUGAGGAACCAAGGAAGUGAAUUCACUGUAGGCUGUGAUCAAUAGAGUCGGGCGAGCGCGGUUUCGGUCGUUGUUUGUCUUCUUGGGGUUGACCUUAACAGUUUUAAAUAAGCAUUGUAAUCUCUGCUGGGUCCCAAGCCAAAACAUAUCAGGAUGCUUCCAGACAAGGCUUCUAAUGUGCUGUUGCCACAUCACCUUCAUGGCAGUAUGGCGAGCACAUUGUACAUCUCCCAGGUUUAAUACCUUCUUUGCUCUGUUCUUUUUUAUUCCCGUAGAAAAUCCAUUGAGGGAAAGAGCAGAAUAGCAAUGCAGUGUCUUUUCAUGUGGGGGUCUCAUUGCUCGGGGAGGGGGGAAGGAGUUGUCCCUGAGGAAGGUGAAUAAUAUGUUAGAGACACCCCUCUUUUUUCUGUUAGUUUGCUGUAUAUUUCCUGUUUCAGACCCAUUUCAUGUCUUGAACUGCGACUCUUCCCCCCAGUCUACUGACUCUCAGACUAAAUUAAUUGCUUCUUGGAGUGUCCUCAAGCCACCACUAAAAUUAGCUAUUUAAUUAGCAGACCACAUUCAAGCAGCAGGAUUCACUUCGAAGUACAGAUGUGUAAUUUCUGGCACUUUAAGGCUGCAAUCUUUUAGUCCUGUGCUGAAAGCACACUUUUAAAAAUUUUUUAACAAAUCUUUUUUGCAAUUGCACUGUGGUAGAGCAGUGCAACCAAGAAGGGGUGGAAAAAAUCAACCUGGUAUGUUUUCUGUCUGGGCAGACAACCUGACCAGAUGGAGUUGUGAAACUGACUAGUUCAAGUUGUCUGUUUAGAUUCGCUUGUCAAAUUGAGAGAUGGGCAUUCUAGGAUGAAAUCCUUGGAAACUGCAGCCCAAUCUGUAACUUUGUUUACUCAGAAGUAAGUUUAGCUGCAGUUCUCUUGCCCUGUGCUUGCAGACACUCUUUUUAAAAAUGACAACCUUUUUUUUUUAAUUUUGCAGUUGUGUUGCUUCAAAAUCUAUAAAAUGAUGUACAAAACAGGGUGCUAAAAUAUGUGUUGAUAAGCACCCACUUAAUGUCAGGAGAAGGGUGUGUGGUAUCCAAUGAUGGGUGAGGAAAUUAGAGACAGCACAGCCUGCACAGCUACGUCAUGCCCACUGUGUGGAUGGAAGGCAGCAAGGUGUUCUACAGUCCUGAAGAGUGGGCAGCCAAUUUCAAUUUGGCUUGCAGCUUACAGUGGAAGAGCAAUGAUUGCCAGCACUCUGAGUCCUCUGUCUGGAAGCACCCUUAGGUGAAAAAUACCUCUGGAAUGAGAAUGGUGCUUCAAAGUUGCACUUGGAUCUGAAGCAUUUUUGUGCAGUGUCCAGUCUUCCUGCCUGUCAUGUCUGUCUCUUUAAUUUUGUAUGGAAUUCUUGUGGUACAAAUUUUGUAUGCAGACUAACUCUGUGAAGGGCCAACUGUGGACCUGUUUUAACCAUAGGAAAUUUCCCCUGGUCAUCUGCAUUUUCUUGUGAGAGGGCAGGAGGCCCCAGCUGAAAACACUACAUUAAGAACACGCUUUCAGUGUUUGGGAGAUCUUGGGUUCAACAUUUCAUUCUUUUUCAGUAAACAGUAUUCCAGAUUUGCAAGUGCAGCUAGGAUCAUGUGAUGCAAGUCUGAAAAAUGAUACUGCUGGGUUCGUAUGCUUUGCAGAUAACAGCCUGACAGAAGUGGAGAAAGGCCAAAGCUCAGUGAGCAACUGCUUUCCAUGCAGAUGGUUCAGUUCCUAGCAUCUUCAGGUAAGGCUGCAGAGCCUGAUCUGAAAGCUUAGAAAACUUUUUCCAAGGGUAGACAGCAUAGAGUAGACCAUACUGAGCCAGGUGGGGCAGUGGCCUGACUCUGCAAAAGGCAGCUUCCUAUGUUCUUAAAGUUGGAGAGUUUAGUACUGGGAUGGGGAACUUGUGACCCCCAGACAGUAGUGGCUCCAGUGCCAGUGGGGCAGUGAAUCCGCUCCGGGUUUUAGUCUGGGUUUUGGACAGCUGCUUGAAAGUUCAGACUAAAACCUGGAGCGGAUUCACUGCCCCCCUGACAUCAGAAGCACCAGUCUCAGAGUCCAUAUGUUGCUGGACUUUUAACUCUCCUCAGCCCCAGUUAGCAUGGCCAAUGGCCAGAGAUGAUAGGAGUUGAAGUCCGGCAACAUCUGGAAGGCCAUAGGUUCCCUGUCUCUGGUUCAGAAACUCAAGUUAGUGCCUUGCAUGGAAAUGAUGGCAAGAUCAAAGGGAAGGUACCAAUGGAGCAAGCCCUUAAGGUAUUUCCUAAACCUAGAGCAAGCCAAUCUCUUUAAAUACAUCUCUUUAAAUGCUUGCUCCACCAUGGUUGAAUUAAUAUUGCUCAGUAUUUGCACAGGGGUGUGUGUAUGCAUGCGUACAAUUAUGAUUACAAAUCUUCAGAAUACCUACUAUUUCAUCAUUUGUCCAAUCCAUUGUUGGGGGGACAGGAGGAGGAAAUACUAAUAAUAGUUCUGUCGGUCUCCCCCAAGCAUCCAUUUGCACAUCAGUUGUGGCCUCCAUCCCAACAGUCACCUCUGAUUUAUCUCCAGAAUAAUUAUUCUGAACUUUAUUCAGAUUGAAAAGCCUGAGCCAAACUAUUCCCUGCUGUUCUUCCUCUUCCUCAGCCCAAAUCAUGCCUCUUCUUGACCCCAUUAUUUUGUUGACGUCAAGAGUGAGAUUACAGUCCUUGAUGUUUUGUAUGUGCUGAACUUCUACUGUGACUUGAGAGAGGGGGGUAAGGAAGACAGAACCGUGACAGGUAUAACUUAUUUUAUAUCUCUGUGUUAAUAUUAUAUAGAGAAAUAUAUAUUCUCUGUGUGUCAAAACAUGCUUACUGCAGUGCAUUUAUCACGUCUUUAAAAACAAAACUUAAUGCAUUAACCUUUCUUUUGUACCUACAUCCUAAACUAUUAUUAAAGGUGAAGACCUGUUCCGUUUUGUUUGCUGUUGCUUUGCAUAAAUGGGAUUUAACUGGGAGUGUCUCUGAAUUCUGAACUUAUUUCUACAGAUGAAACAAACGUUCCUGUGCUGAAAGCUACUUUGUGCAGUUGCCAGCGAUUGGUCUUGUACUAAUUCAGAACUGCUGAUAUCUGUGUUCCAAAUCUAUGUUGCUGAUUGGUAAUCUAAAUAAAAUGAAAGGGGAUUAACCCCUCCUCCUCUUGGUUUUAA
This is a messenger RNA of Rhineura floridana, 5588 nucleotides long. Its product is annotated as EH domain-containing protein 3. The coding region runs from base 581 to 2188 and encodes 535 amino acids. The record is from RefSeq and is a predicted model, not a curated record. Gene Ontology annotation, biological process: endosomal transport; endocytosis. The transcript is spliced from 6 exons. Gene Ontology annotation, molecular function: protein binding; GTP binding; calcium ion binding. Lineage: Eukaryota; Metazoa; Chordata; Lepidosauria; Squamata; Rhineuridae. Gene Ontology annotation, cellular component: plasma membrane; cytoplasm.